UUUUUUUUUUACUUAUUAUUCAAACAACCGGUCCCUUAUUCUUUUAUCCAUGCCGUAUUCAUAUCAUAGUCAUUCUGGUCAAUUUUGUCAUCAUGGUUAUGGUGAAUUGGAACAAGUAGUUCAACAAGCUAUUGAAAAGAAAUUCAAGAUUUAUGGUUUGACAGAACACAUGCCGCGUUUUGAUCAAACUGAAUUGUACCCUGAAGAACUGGAGGCUUCUUGUACACCAGAAACAUUAUUCACCACGUUUGAUGCCUUUGUGACUGAAGCAAAACGAUUAAGGACAAAAUAUAAACAUCAAAUCGAAUUAUUGAUUGGCAGUGAAAUCGAAUAUAUCCAUCCUAACUAUACAACUCAUGUCAAUUCACUCCAACAGCAAUGGACCUUGGAUUAUAUCGUAGGCUCUUUACAUCAUAUUGGUAGUAUCCCUAUUGAUUACUCUCCUGAGCUUUAUCAGCAAGCUCUUCUAUCAUUGGCUCAAAAUGACAUUGUGAUCUUAUUUGAGAAAUAUUUUGAUGAACAAUGGGAAAUGUUAAGUACCGUACAACCUCAAGUGGUGGGUCACUUUGAUUUAGUGCGUAUCUUUGCUACUCAGGAACAAAGUCUAACUGCCUUCAAUGCAACUUCAGUAUGGCGCCGGAUAGAAAGAAAUAUCGAUUAUGUGAUUUCUUAUGGUGGUUUAUUUGAAAUCAACUCAAGGGCAUGGAAGAAAGGUUUACAAGAUGCUUAUCCACAACGUGAUAUUAUCAAGAUGAUUCAGAGCAAAGGUGGAAAGUUUACUUUAUCAGACGAUUGUCAUGGACCAAAUGAUGUUGGCAUGUAUUACGACAAACUAUAUGAUUAUUUGACACAAUUGGAUAUCAAAACCAUUCAUUACCUUUCUUUGGACGACAAUCGACAAUUGAUUACCAAGGAACACUCUCAAAUCUUGGAUGAUCCUUUUUGGCAACUUUAUAGAAAAUAGAAAUAAGAUAAUUAGAUUUCGUAUAAUAAAACCAUAGUGUAAUAUUUGAA
Halteromyces radiatus is the source of this 1014-nucleotide messenger RNA. Its product is annotated as polymerase/histidinol phosphatase-like protein. The transcript has 3 exons. Gene Ontology annotation, molecular function: histidinol-phosphatase activity. Gene Ontology annotation, cellular component: cytoplasm. Lineage: Eukaryota; Fungi; Mucoromycota; Mucoromycetes; Mucorales; Cunninghamellaceae. The coding region runs from base 50 to 964 and encodes 304 amino acids. The record is from RefSeq and is a predicted model, not a curated record. Gene Ontology annotation, biological process: L-histidine biosynthetic process.